Molecule: messenger RNA, 2653 nt
Organism: Pimephales promelas (fathead minnow)
Lineage: Eukaryota; Metazoa; Chordata; Actinopteri; Cypriniformes; Leuciscidae
Source: RefSeq, a predicted model, not a curated record
UGAAUGUUCAGUGAGUCAUUCAGAUGCAUCUGGGAGGUCCAACCGGUCAGUAGUGACAGCAAAGAGGACAUCUGACAACACAUCUCAAAGCCAGUGAGACCUUGUGGGUGAGAGACGGCGACUGAUCAGGACAGUGGUUUUCGAGUGUAACAGAUGACUUCUUCCCACAAAGCCACAGAAGAUCCGGAUGAAACCCAAGCCUCAGAUGCGAGCCAGUUUGAUCUAGCAUCCGAGGGGCCGCAUGUGUGUGUGUGUGUGUGUGUGGAGAGCGAGGCUGGAGGGAGGAGUGUUUGAGUGCAUGACAGUGGGAUGAGAGAGAUCUCAGAAGAGAGAUUGUUCCAGUGCUGGAGGUGAUCCUGCAUGGACGCAACGCCUGGAUGUGGCGUUUUUAUGACUGUUUGCUCUGGUUGUGUCCUUUUCUGACCACAUCUCUGGAGCAAAGCGGCUCUUCUGUGCUGGAAUGAGGAAGCUCAGGCUGGACAUUGAGUCUGUCUAACAUUAAGGUGGAUGUCGAUAAGCACCAUGACCCAACAGCGUAGCAUCAACACUGCUUGCUGACACGGCGCAGCAAAGGAUGCUGGGAAACACCAAGCGUUUUUUUGGAAGCGCCGAGGACAAAGAAGGUGAAGAUGAGGAGGAUGAGGAGGAGAGAUUGAAGAGAGCAAAACAAAAUGGGAUGAUCGAUAUGGGAGAGAAGGAGCACCAGAACCGGGCCGGACGCAAGGGGGACGGAUCCAAACCGGCGGCUGUCGUGAUUGGAUGGCAGAGAGGAGAGAGGCAGCCGAGGGCUGGCAAUCCGGCCCAGAGAGGAAUCCCACAUUUACCCAGUCAGCCGACGCUUUAUCAUCAGACAACCAAUCAGCCGCAGUAUCACCCGGUCUUGACCAAUCAGCAGGCCCGACGGCGUAUGAUGGAGCGGAGCAUGACCACAGUCACGCCUGCCGAAGACUCGCACCUCCCCGUUAUCGUUUUCCGCAUCGGGAUACCGGAUAUCAAACAAACGAAGUGUUUGCGGUUUGAUCCCGACGCGAGUGUUUGGAGUGCAAAGCAGCAGAUUAUUUGUUCUCUCAGCGAGUCGUUGUGGGACGCUUACAAUUACGGCCUCUUCCAGCCAGCUGGAGACGGACGAGAUGCCAAGUUCCUGGAGGAGGAACGCUUGCUUCGAGAGUUUUCCCAGUCCCUGGAGAAGGGAGUGCCCUACCUGGAGUUCAGAUACAAGACACGAGUUUACAAACAGGCAAACCUGGAUGAGAAACAGCUAACGAGGCUGCACACUAAGGCCAAUCUAAAGAAGUUCCUGGAUUAUGUUCACGGUGGAGCUGUGGAGAAAUUGAGUAAAGCUCUGGAGAAAGGACUGGAUCCGAACUACCAUGACACUGAAAGCGGAGAGACGCCUCUGACUCUGGCGGUUCAGGGCUGUCUGAGCGUGGAAGGGAUUCGUGUUCUGGUGCUGAACGGAGCUCAUGUGGAUUUCAGAUCCAGAGACGGACUCACACCCCUCCACAAAGCAGUCAGAGCACACAACCAAUCCACACUGAUGGCUCUGCUGUCUUUGGGUGCUUCUCCGGAUUAUCGAGACCGCUGUGGUCUGACGCCGCUGUACCACUCAGUGCUGACAGGGGGCGACACGUCCUGUUGUGAAACUCUGCUGUACUAUCGAGCACAACUGGGAGUCAGAGAUGAGAACGGCUGGGACGAGUCACACCAGGCGUGCCAGCAUGGAUUUGCCCAACACUUAGAGCACCUUCUGUUCUAUGGUGCGGACACCACUUCCCAGAAUGCAUCAGGAAACACUGCCCUCCACAUAUGUGCCCUUUACAACAAGGAGAGUUGCGUUCGGGUCCUUCUUUACCGAGGAGCCAGUAAGGAGAUCAAGAACAAACAUGGUCAAACCCCCUUCCAGGUUGCUGUGAUGUCGGGCCAUUUUGAACUUGGAGAAGUCAUCAAAAAUCACAAUGAUGCAGAUGUUGUUCCAUUUUUGGAAACUCCCAAAUACGCUCCUCACUUUCUGGACGCUGUGUUGAAUCAGCCCAUCACGGCUGGCCUUCAGCAUCCUCACCCGCUGCUCCGCGCCAAGAGCGAGAACACGAUGACAACGCUCAUGGAUCCCGUAGUGAUGCCCACCGCUGCCGCCAGCAUGCCACCUGCUCAGACUCAACGCCGGGCCUCUUUCGCUUUGAGGAGCUCCAGCAGUCCCCGUGGAGCCCGAACCCGGUCCCCGUCUCGUGGGAGGGAGGGAGGAGAGAAGGAGGAAAAGCAGGAAAAACAGCAAAAGCAGCGCGGGAGGCAGGGAGGGGGCGGAGGUCAGAGGAAGAGGCUCUACAGUGCCGUCCCAGGCCGCGUGUUUGUGGCGUCACGAUCUCACUCCGCUCACGGUGAGCGCGAGAUCAGCUUCAGCAAAGGGGACAAGGUCAAAGUGUUGAGUGUAGGUGAAGGAGGAUUCUGGGAAGGAACAGUGAAGGGCCGCACUGGCUGGUUUCCUGCUGAAUGUGUAGAAGAGGUGCAGCCCCAAAACCAGGAGCAGCACACAGAGAGCCGCAGUGAGAAGGCGAAGAGGAAACUGUUUCGUCAUUACACAGUAGGAACGUACGAUGGCCUCGAAGUGCCCAGGUGGGAACAGAACAAAAUCUGUGUUCACAUAUUACGAUGUUAA